AUGACGAAUUCAACAGAGAAAUGUAAAACGCAAUUGAAACGAAAACAGAUGGAUGAUGAUAUACCAGAUUCUUCGAUAUUCGAUAUUUUGGAAAAUGGCUUUCAGAUCGGAGAUUUGGUUUGGGCAAAACUUCAUGGAUUGACAUGGUGGCCGGCUUUUGUCUACGGCUGCUUUUCCGACGAUGGAAAUUACGUUAAAGUAAUAUCAAAACCUGGAUUACCGACGAAAAAACAAUAUUUCAUCUACUCUUUCGGCUCUCAUUUCAAAUAUUUAUGGGUUCACGAAGCAUGUCUGCAUCGAUACGAAGGUCUAGAAGAAUUUCUGGUAUAUUCAGAACAAAAGGCUAAACGAGCAUCAACAAAACAAGCGGAAGAGAAAAUACGUCGAAAGUUCAAAGUACAUAUAUCUGAAGAAUUGCAUCCAUUCUGGAAACAAGCGAUGGACGAAGCUAAUGAACUGUUAACUCUGCCAACAAACGUGCGCAUGAGCGCAUUUCAAAAAAUAGUUCAUCGCUUUAUCGAUGAAACUAAAAAUUCAGUUAUGCAUCGAAUUAAAGAACAAUCAAAUGAUUAUAAAAAACAAUCGAUUCAAACGCUUUCGUCGUCACGCAGUCUAUCGAAACAGACAUUCCUGACAUCAGAUGCAUUUGAAAAAGUCAAGCGAACAGUACCAUAUCCUUCGAUUCUGAGUAGUACAGGAGAAACUGAACAAGUAACAAAAGCACCAUCACAAUUAUUGCAAGUGGCAACAACAACGAAUGAACUAGAUAAUGAUGUUGUUGUUCUACGACUAAAUUCAUCUACGCGGUCUUCUUCUGUGUCACUAACAGCAGCUAUUCGUCAUUUUCUUGAUAAAGGCCUUCCAUCAUUAACUCUCUACGAAGAGAUUUGCCUUGUUAAUCAAUUGCUUCACCAUCGAUCAGGUACAUCAUUAACGUUAACGGACGCUCAGAUGUACGUUGAACAAUAUGUCAUUCGCAUUGCCUUACGGAAUUUCCGUCACAAAAUGUUAUACGUUCAAAGUGAUUAUUUCUAUGACUUUUUACUAAAAUAUCCUCAAAUUAUUCUUAAACAUCGCCAAUGGUUUCAAGAUUUCCAGCCAAGUUUAAUGCCGACAAACACAGAUAGAAUUCAUUUGAAAAAAUGGCAAUUAGCAACAAUAUUACACGCUCAUUGGAAUCUAGAGCAACGUUUAUAUUAA
Adineta ricciae is the source of this 1200-nucleotide messenger RNA. NCBI's taxonomy places the organism in Eukaryota, Metazoa, Rotifera, Eurotatoria, Adinetida, Adinetidae. The record is from the annotation of a GenBank genome assembly.